This is a messenger RNA of Hyaloscypha bicolor E, 3971 nucleotides long. RefSeq names its product P-type ATPase-like protein. Gene Ontology annotation, molecular function: ATP binding; ATP hydrolysis activity; P-type sodium:potassium-exchanging transporter activity. The coding region runs from base 224 to 3634 and encodes 1136 amino acids. The transcript has 4 exons. Gene Ontology annotation, biological process: proton transmembrane transport; intracellular potassium ion homeostasis; sodium ion export across plasma membrane. Gene Ontology annotation, cellular component: membrane. NCBI's taxonomy places the organism in Eukaryota, Fungi, Ascomycota, Leotiomycetes, Helotiales, Hyaloscyphaceae. The record is from RefSeq and is a predicted model, not a curated record.
GCCUCGCCUGGCUACAGCCGCAGCUGCUUAUUAGGAAGCGCUCCUGCUCGCACUUUCUCUUGUCACGUCCUUCCCCUUCCCAUUUCUUCACGAGCACAUACCUCUACUAGGUAGCUAUUCACUUUCCCACUCGCUCUCGAGUGCGGUGUUGAGGUCAUCCACCUCUCCCGCCCCAAGCGCAUCUCGUCGCAUAUCCGCCAGCAAUUUGCUUCCAAUAGUCGCAAUGGCUGAUAAAGUAACGUUCGAGUGUACCGCCCAGCCAGACGAUGAAGUUUCCCACCCCACCCCACGCCCUGGCGCGACGAUCAGGUUUGGCAGUGUCGGCGAUGAGGAGGCCGGCAGACGCGACACGGUCCUCAGGUUGUCCCGGACCGCUUCGAACAUAUCAUCCACAUCAAUUGGCUCCAUGUCAAGCAGAAGACGUCGAAAUUCAAUCGAUCCCGCAACAGCCUUUCCGAUCACUUACAGAACCGUCUCGUACGCCAUCGAAGAGACGAAAGAGAAGGAGCGCGUUGAGGUAGUAAAGGCAAAGAAGGAUGCUGCUGCAGAGCUGGGUGAUUUGCAAUGGCACACUUGGUCCGUCAAUGAGGUCAAGACUCGACUUUCGACAUCCCUUGAGCAAGGUCUUUCGAAGGAGCAAGUUGAGCGAAAGCAGAAGGAGUUUGGAAAGAACACGCCCUCCAAACCGCCGAGUGAUUUGUUUUCACGAGUUAUGGGAUAUAUGUUUGGUGGCUUUGGCUCUGUUCUGCUGAUCGGUGGUGUUCUGGUUACGGUCACCUACAAACCUCUCGGAAAUCCAAAUCCUCAAAUCGCCAACUUAGCACUGGCCAUUGUUCUUUAUGCCGUUUUCGUUAUUCAAGCGUUAUUCAAUGCUUGGCAAGAUUGGUCUUCUUCUAGGACUAUGGCCUCGAUUUCCGGAAUGUUGCCAGAUAACUGUUCUAUAUUGAGAGACGGAAACCGUGUCGAGACAGCUGCCGUUGAUUUGGUUCCUGGUGAUCUCCUUUACAUCAAGUUUGGCAACAAACUUCCAGCAGACGUUCGAUUCAUCGAAGUUUCUUCAGAUGCCAAAUUCGACCGAUCUAUCCUUACCGGGGAGUCUCAACCGGUCCCCGGAUCUAUCGACUAUACGGACAAGAACUACCUCGAAACCAAUAACAUUGGUAUGCAAGGAACCCAUUGUAUCUCUGGUACUGCCAUUGGUAUUACCGUUUCGACCGGUGACAGCACUGUCUUUGGCAAGAUCGCUCGAUUGACGAACACCCCAAAGACUGGCAUGACUCCUCUACAAAAGGAGAUUUUGAGGUUCAUCAUCAUUAUCUGUUCGUUGAUGAUAUUCUUCAAUAUCGUGGUGAUUAUCUGUUGGGGUGCUUGGCUGCGAAAGUCUCACCCUACCUGGAUCAAUGUUGCUGGUCUCAUCGUCGAUGUCGUGACCGUAGCGGUUGCGUUCAUUCCGGAAGGAUUGCCAAUUGCUCUCACUGCUUCGCUGACGAUCACUGCCAACAUUAUGAAGAGCAAUCAAGUCCUUUGCAAGUCUCUCAAGACGGUCGAGACUCUUGGAGCAGUCUCUGUCAUUUGUUCUGAUAAAACCGGUACCUUAACCAAGGUAGAUUUCUCCUUCAGUUUCUCUCAGCGGACGCUAAUCCUCUACCAGAACCAAAUGUUUGCUACUGGGUGCUCUAUAGCCGCUCUCAAAAUGACUCCAGUAGAAGCCCGCGACAUAAUGGUCAAAGACGAAAAAACCAAUGCGGUUUCCCAGCUUCGAGCUUGUGCUGGCCUCUGCAAUGCAGGAGAAUUUGACGCUGCGACAAUAGAUCUUCCUUUAGAUCAGCGGAAAAUUGCUGGCGAUGCAACCGAUCAGGCCGUGUUAAGAUUGUCGGAGAGUUUGGGCCCAGUCCGCGACCUACAAUUGCUUUGGAAGAAAACCUUCGAGUUGGCGUUCAACAGCAAGAACAAGUUCAUGAUCCGCACCUUGGCUUUGGCAGACCCUGCUGGACUCAGAUUUGCACUCGCACCCAGCGAAGCUGAAGCUUGGAAAUUGGACGAUCUUCUUCUGAUGAUCAAGGGUGCUCCGGAUAUCAUUGUCGAGCGCUGCACUACUUACAUCGGAGAGGAUGGCGAAGUUCACCCGCUGGAUAUCUCAAUGAAGACUGUGAUUGAGGAUAUCAAGAACCAGUGGUCCAGCCAAGGCAAGCGCGUCAUCCUUCUCGCCAGAAAGAUUCUCUCCGGUCAUCAAUCUAUUCAUUUCCCCGAGCACAAUACCUUCGAAUCGGAAAUCACUACCCAGGCUUCCAGCGAUUUGACUCUCAUUGGUCUUGUCGGAAUCGUCGACCCUCCCAGAACUGAGAUUCCGGAGGUCGUCCGCAUACUCCGCCGAGCUGGUAUCAGGAUCUUUAUGGUCACUGGUGAUUUCAAGCUCACGGCCCAAGCAAUCGCCAAGGAGUGUGGUAUUAUCACCAAUGCUCCCGACAUGGUUCAUGAUAUCGGUAUGCUCUCUAGGGUUCCCGUCGAGGCAAAAGAGAUCAGCCCGAAUAUCUCUGAGAAAGAGCUUGAGGAGAUUGGCGGUCCAGCGACUUCGAUUACACUCAGCGGUCCGGAAUUGAUCACACUCAACGAUUGUCAAUGGGACCAGCUUUGCAAAUAUGAUGAGAUUGUUUUUGCUCGUACCACUCCGGAACAAAAGCUUCGUAUUGUGAAAGAAUUCCAGAAGCGUGAGAACAUUGUAGGUAUGACCGGAGAUGGUGUAAACGACGCGCCAUCCCUGAAAGCAGCAGAUAUCGGUAUUGCGCUCGGUUCCGGAUCUGACAUUGCCAUCGAGGCCUCUGACAUGGUUCUCCUUGACUCCUUCGGAGCAAUCGUCGAGGCUGUUAAAUAUGGUCGUGUUGUUUUCGACAACUUGAAGAAGACAAUCAUCUACCUCCUCCCUGCCGGUACUUUCUCUGAGUUCUGGCCCAUCAUUACCAGCGUUAUCCUCGGUCUCCCGCAGAUCUUAUCCUCCUUCUUAAUGAUCAUGAUCUGUUGUCUUACGGAUUGUGCAGCUGCCACUGUUCUUGCAUACGAGAAGCCCGAAGCAGACUUGCUCCUACGAAAGCCAAGAAAUCUCAAAAAGGACAAGCUUGUUGACUGGAAACUCAUGUUCCAUGCUUAUAUAUUCCUCGGCCUUCAAGAAACUAUCUGCUCGUUCGCCAUGUCAUAUUGGUAUUGCCAGCGCAGAGGUGUCCACUUCUCUGCUCUUUGGUUGGGAUAUGGCGAAUAUCCAGCUAGCUACGAUGUCAACUAUGUCAACAAGGUCCUGGCUGAGGCUUCGUCGAUUUACUUCGUCAACUUGGUCAUUAUGCAAUGGUUCAACCUGUUCGCAACCCGUACUCGUCGCCUCUCGAUCUUCCAACAGCCACCAAUCUUCAACAAAGCCACUCAAAACCUCGCUCUCUUCCCAGCUAUUCUGUUCGCGCUGGUCGUCAUCUUUAUAUUCUUGUAUAUUCCGGGUCUGACUACCGCGAUCAACUCGAGUAAGAUCCCGGUGGAGUACUUCUUCUUUCCUGUUGCGUUCGGCAUGUGGUUGCUGUUUACGGACGAGGUUAGGAAGUGGUGGUGUAGGAAGUACCCUAAGGGGUUGGUUGCCAAGAUGGCGUGGUAGUUUUAAGGUAUCUUUUUCGUUUGGGGCAGUAUGGGUGUACUGCAUAGCGUGGCAUUUACUGGUGUUAUUGAGGCGGUCUUUAGAACGAGGUCGGAGUGCAUUUGAUUAGGUGGUGUUAUAGAGGAUGACUACGUGUUUUUGUGGUAAAAUUACAGAGUAUAGAAUUGUAGAUUUGGGGCCGGGCGGUAUUACAUGUGUGGUAUAGAUACUGGUAAAUGCUGUCAGAGUGAGGAGGUAUAUGCGAACCUAGAAAUAGAAAUAGAAAUAGAAAUCAAAGCUGGUUAUAAAUUAUCCGACAGGAGAAGGUCAGCACUAUCCUAAAGCUGAACUUCACCUA